GCCUCCCUGAGCCGUUGGCUGCCCUCAAGGCCUUUGCUUUCAGCCAAUAGUAAACGUGGCCGCAGGCUCUUCCGCCGGGGGAGGUCAAAGGUCGCCAAUAUGGCGGCGCCCAAGAACGGCUGAGGCGUGUUGCGGAGGAUGGCGCUGGCGGCGGGGGCUCGGCUGGGGCGCCGGCUGAGCGGGCCGGGGCCGUGGCGCGGACACUGGACGGCGGCCGGGCGCUCGCGGAGCCGGCGCGAGACGGCGGAGGCCGAGGCGGACGCGCCCGUGUUCCAGUACGUGGGCAAGCGCGCGACCCGCGCCGACCGCAUUUUCGUGUGGGGCUUCAGCUUCUCCGGGGCGCUGGGCGUGCCCACCUUCGUGCUGCCCGGCUCCGGACCCCAGCCCCGCGCCGGCUCGCGGCCGCGCCGCAGGAUCCAGGCCGUGCCCUACCGCCUGGAGCUGGACCAAAAGAUUUCAUCUGCUGCCUGUGGUUAUGGAUUCACAUUGCUGUCCUCUAAAACCAAGGAUGUUACGAAAGUUUGGGGUAUGGGACUCAACAAAGAUUCUCAGCUUGGAUUUCACAGGAGCCGGAAAGAUAAAAUGAGGGGAUAUGAGUAUGUUUUGGAGCCCUCACCCGUCCCACUGCCACUGGACAGACCUCAGGAGACGCAGGUGCUGCAAGUCUCCUGCGGCAGAGCCCACUCUCUUGUUCUGACAGACAGCGAAGGAGUCUUCAGCAUGGGGAACAAUUCUUACGGGCAGUGUGGAAGAAAAGUGGUCGAAAAUGAAGUUUACAGUGAAAGUCACAAAGUCCACAGGAUGCAGGACUUCGAUGGACAGGUGGUCCAGGUCGCCUGCGGUCAGGACCAUAGUCUGUUCCUGACGGAUAAAGGAGAAGUGUAUUCUUGUGGAUGGGGCGCGGAUGGGCAAACAGGUCUGGGUCACUACAAUAUCACCAGCGCACCCACCAAGCUGGCUGGAGACCUUGCCGGAGUGAACAUUGUCCAGGUGUCCACCUACGGGGACUGCUGCCUGGCUGUGUCGGUUGAUGGCGGCCUCUUUGGGUGGGGGAACUCCGAGUACCUGCAGCUGGCCUCUGUCACGGACUCCACACAGGUGAACGUCCCCCGGUGCUUGCCUUUCUCAGGAGUCGGGCGGGUGAAGCAGGCUGCGAGUGGGGGAACAGGCUGUGCUGUAUUAAACGGAGAAGGACAUGUUUUCGUCUGGGGCUGUGGAAUUCUUGGGAAAGGACCAAACCUCAUGGAAACUGCCCUUCCAGAAAUGAUUCCACCCACUCUCUUUGGCUUGACGGAGUUCAACCCAGGAGUCCAGGUUUCCCGCAUUCGCUGUGGACUCAGCCACUUCGCAGCCCUCACCAACAGAGGAGAGCUGUUUGUGUGGGGCAAGAACAUCCGAGGCUGCCUGGGAAUCGGUCGCCUGGAAGACCAAUAUUUCCCGUGGAGGGUGACGAUGCCUGGGGAGCCUGUGGAUGUGGCGUGCGGUGUGGACCACAUGGUGACCCUGGCCAGGUCCUUCAUCUGAACCUCCUCCCCGGCCCGCUCGAGCCAGGCCUUGGCCUCAGGACCGCUUGGACUGCGCAGCAGAGGCAGCCGCUGGGGCUCUGGAUGGGGCCCGAGAGGGUCGGGGCCCUCCGUGUGGUGUGCCGCGCUCCCCGGCAGCCCGGAGCGGUGUGACUGGAGGUUCUGGGACGGGGUCCCCCCUCCUGCCGAGGGUGAGACGUGCGAUGCCGCCGUUAUCAGCCGAGCCCCAGGGGUGUGUGGCCCCGGCAGGGCGAGGAUGAUCUGCUCAUCUCGGCUCCUUCUGGGGAACACACGAUGGCUUCUGGUGUCACGUCUGGUCUUUGGAAAGCUUAGCCCGUUCAGCCGUCUCUGCUUGCUGCUGGGACACCGACCGAAACCCCUUGCACUGGAGUUCUCCCUGGAAAUGCCAGUGGGCGGCAGCCCAGGACCCUGUGGGCCCACGGCUCUCAGCAGCCUUGUAACCAUUCUUACUGCCUGGCUUAGAAGACUUGAGGAGCCCCCUCGGGAGGAAGAGCGAGGCCAAAUUCUUGUGGGCCAAGGGCUCUGAACACAUCCUGCGAAAGCUUGGCUGGAGUACUAGCCUUGGAGAAGGAAAACUCAGAAACAGUGACAAACAUCUGCAUUAGUGUAACUUGCCUUUUCUUUAAAAACUUUAAAAAAUCUCUCUUGGAAUAAAGUCUAUUUUCUGCUUUUUCGUUUUUAAGAA
Lipotes vexillifer (Yangtze River dolphin) is the source of this 2229-nucleotide messenger RNA. RefSeq names its product RCC1 like (gene RCC1L). Gene Ontology annotation, cellular component: mitochondrial inner membrane. Gene Ontology annotation, biological process: positive regulation of mitochondrial translation. The transcript is spliced from 11 exons. The record is from RefSeq and is a predicted model, not a curated record. NCBI's taxonomy places the organism in Eukaryota, Metazoa, Chordata, Mammalia, Artiodactyla, Lipotidae. Bases 139 to 1524 code for a protein of 461 amino acids. Gene Ontology annotation, molecular function: guanyl-nucleotide exchange factor activity; rRNA binding.